This is a messenger RNA of Penicillium canescens, 882 nucleotides long. RefSeq names its product COG2 family protein. The coding region runs from base 1 to 882 and encodes 293 amino acids. The record is from RefSeq and is a predicted model, not a curated record. Gene Ontology annotation, cellular component: COG complex; membrane. Gene Ontology annotation, biological process: intra-Golgi vesicle-mediated transport; Golgi organization; protein transport. The transcript has 2 exons. Lineage: Eukaryota; Fungi; Ascomycota; Eurotiomycetes; Eurotiales; Aspergillaceae.
AUGAAUCGCUUCCAGUUUGGCGACUCCGACGGCUCUGCCUCGGACUUCGAAGAAGACUCCUCAGGCCUUCCCUUCCCCGAGCCGCUAUCCCGCACUUCAUUCCUCGCGCCUGAUUUUGACCCGGCCACGUUUCUCUCGUCAUUAACAAAUCGUCACCAGAGCCUCGAAGAUUUGCGACAAGAGCUGCGAGGGUUGGAGCAAUCCCUGAACAAGGAGCUGUUGGAUUUGGUGAAUGAGAACUACCAGGACUUCCUCUCUCUAGGAACCUCUCUCCGGGGAGGCGAGGAGAAAGUAGAAGGUGUCAAAGUUGGCGUGUUAUCCUUCCAGCGUGAUGUUAAAGCUAUUCGGGAUAAGGUCGAGGCCCGGCGCCGAGAAGUGGAGGAACUGCUGAAUGAGAAGCGGCGGCUACGAACGAACGCCGACAUUGGCAAAGAUUUGCUGGACUAUGCAGAUCGCGUGGAGGAAUUGGAACACCGGCUGAUGAUUAAAACCAAUUCAUCACAGCGGGAUGUUAAAUCACCGGAGGGGUCGGAGACAGAGUCCGAUUUAUACAGCAGUGAGAGCGAGGACAGCGAUGAUGAGGAGCUGGCGGAUGGCACACCGGCAAUGUCAUCAAAGAAGCUUGAACGACAUGCCCAGAAGUUUGUCUAUUUGACCUCAAUCGCUGCCCGAGUCGGAGAGAAACAUCCUUUCCUGGUUUCAUUGCAACCCCGAGUCGCCAAGAUCAAGUCCACACUGCUCCUGGAUCUCAAGUCGGCUUUGGAGCAGGCCACCACUGCAGGCGGAAAACGGGAUGCCAGGACAUUGGCGAUUCUGCGCAUAUACGAACUGAUGGGUGAGGAUGUCAGCGCUGUCGCUGCGCUGAGAAACCUCAAGGUGUAA